AGAUGGCUUUCACCUGCGGCGGCUUACACAGCGCAUCCGCCGCGACUUGGAGGGGCUGAUCUCCUCCACCUACUGGCAGUGCUGCCAGACCAACGAGCGCGCAGUCUUUUUCGUGACGACGAAGGUGGCAAACGGCACGGCAGAUCUUCUGACAACAUCGGUGAAUCAACAGGUGAUUGAACACACGGAGGCCAUGGGGUACUCUCUGGCUUCUUCAUACGUCACCCUCAGCCCCGAUGUCGUUCACACGAGUGUACGCAUGCUCGUUCAUAACUUCACGUUUCGGCGUGUGCGGCGAACAGCGUUAGAGGUGGGCGACGAAUUGGCAUUGUCAGGGGAGGGCGACGGGAAGGAGGAGGAGGUCAUUGAAACCCACGAGAACAUUCUCUCGAUGCGCGUCGGUCCACAGAAAAAAUCGCUCUAUGAGGAGCGUUACCUGCCACCGAACAGCACUAGGGCAUCCGACAUAUGGAGAGCGCAUUAA
Messenger RNA from Trypanosoma cruzi, 484 nucleotides. Its product is annotated as potassium voltage-gated channel, putative. The record is from RefSeq and is a predicted model, not a curated record. The annotation marks the transcript as partial. Lineage: Eukaryota; Euglenozoa; Kinetoplastea; Trypanosomatida; Trypanosomatidae. The transcript has a single exon.